Molecule: messenger RNA, 1216 nt
Organism: Hylaeus anthracinus
Lineage: Eukaryota; Metazoa; Arthropoda; Insecta; Hymenoptera; Colletidae
Product: methionine aminopeptidase 1D, mitochondrial
Exons: 6
Coding region: 248-1168 (306 amino acids)
Biological process (GO): proteolysis
Molecular function (GO): metalloaminopeptidase activity
Source: RefSeq, a predicted model, not a curated record
UGUUAGCAGGCUCUUUGUUAUCAUGUCGUCACUCCAAAUUUUAAAUUUUAGUAUGGCACUGUAAUUUUUUAUUACAUAAUAUUUUACCAUGCUUUUUUGAAUGAAAUGUAUCAUGACAACUCUUUAGGAACGAAGAUAAACAUUUCGAAUACAAAAUUAUAAAGUAUAAAGUCUGAUACAGUAAUACUGUUUACAUUUAUGCACUUUAUUAUACUUCGUAAACAUAGUUAUAAAACAUUGUCAUAAAAUGUUUUUUAGAAAUUUGUUUAAAAGAAAGUCAAAUAUACCACCACAAAAAGUUGUAAAUAAUAUUUUUGGCAAUUAUGAAAUUGUUAAACCAUGGCCAGUUUCUGAGAUUAGGAAAGUACCAUCGUGUAUAUCUAAGCCAUCUUAUAGUCAAUCAUCUAUACCAAGGGAAGGUCCAAAGAAACCUGAAAUUAAAGAUAAAAAUCAAAUAAAGUGCAUGAGAGAUAGCUGCUUUUUUGCCAGAAAAGUGUUGAAUCAUAUUGGGCAACAUGUAAAGCCUGGCAUAACCACAGAUGAGUUAGAUGCAAUUGCCCAUGAAAUGAUUAUAAAUAAUGGUGCUUAUCCUAGCCCUCUUAAUUACAGAGGGUUCCCAAAAUCAAUAUGUACUAGCAUUAAUAAUGUUGCAUGUCAUGGUAUCCCAGACACUAGACCACUGCAAAAAGGAGACACACUCAAUAUUGAUGUAACAGUAUAUUUAAAUGGGUACCAUGGAGAUUGCUCUCAAAUGUUUGAGGUAGAUGAAUGCGAUGAAGAAGCCAAACGAUUAAUAAGUGUGACAGAAUUAUGUUUAAAACAUGCCAUUAAUAUUUGUAAACCAAAUGAAAAUUUUUGCAACAUAGGAAAUAUUGUUCAAGAGAUUGCAAAUAAAAAUGAAUAUUUUGUAAUCCCAGCAUUUGCAGGACAUGGUAUAGGUACUUACUUUCAUGGGCCACCAGAUAUUUUACAUUUCGCAAAUAAUUUUCCCGGAAAAAUGCUGCCCGGAAUGACGUUUACUAUCGAGCCAAUUUUAACUCCCGGUAACACGGAAAUCGAAAUUUUAGAAGAUGGAUGGACAUCUGUCACGGUUGAUAAUUCGCGCACUGCUCAAGUUGAACAUACUAUUUUAAUUACCGAUGUGGGUUGUGAUAUAUUGACUAGUUAACUUUGUAAAAUUAUCCCUUCCAUCUUUGUGUAAAUGUCCCAAAUAAAU